UUAAAACAUUUUGUAUUUGUAUUCUGCUUUUUCGUAUUUCAAUACAUGAAGUUUGCUGUAUUGAAAUUUAAAAACAUGUAGGCCUAGUGUCAAAUCUGUGUGGGGGCGGUGGGGUGGAACAUGUAUGUGACCGUUCUCCCGUUGGAUUCGACCAUCAGCUGGAUUUCCAAGUUACAUGGGGUUGCAUCAGAUUCGAUUAUUGACUGUCUCAUGUAUGAUGGUUAGUCAUCGACAUUUGCGGUUUGUAAGACAAUAAUAUCCUGUACAAUUUCUCUUCGCACGAGUGUUUACAUAAGGGUACACCUGAUCACUUACUCAAACAUUUUGUUUGUAUAUCGAUUACAAGAGACCCAGUUGCCUGGCCGAGUUGGUUGAAGUUUUCAGCGACGGUGACCAGCCAUAAACGCUAGUGAAACCCAGUUCAGAAAGUUCGUAGAAGGAUGUUGGAAGAUAUAACGACCGGUGUAUCUUUACUAUUAGUAGCAGUCGUCUUGUUAAUAACAUGGAUGUACAGGAACAUACGGCGGCCCCCCGGAAUGCCACCUGGUCCAACACCAUACCCGAUCAUUGGAAAUGUGUCAAUAUUUAUGGGGAAUACACCACCACAAGAGAUAUUCAGAGAUAUGACGAAAAAGUACGGACCUAUAAUUUCUUUCAAAGUUGGUCCUUCCUGGGCUGUGAUAAUCAAUAAUUACGAGUUAACACAAGAAGCCUUGUUGAUGAAACCAAAUGAUUUCAGUGGACGCCCUAGUCUUCAUCUUGUGAAUUGGUUUAGUGACAAUCAACAGGAUAUUAUUUUUGCUCAACCUACUCCGAUAUGGAAGUUCCACAGAAAACUAGCUCACUCAGCUAUCAGAAAAUACGCAACUGGCAAAUAUUUGGAGAAUCUCAUAGAGGAUGUUAUACCGCGUUUACAAGCAAUCAUAACGCAGAAGGCCGGUAGUCCAUUUAAUCCUCAUGAAGUCAUCACACUUGCUGUCUAUAAUGUAAUUGCUUCAAUGUGCUUUGGUCAUAAAUAUGAAUUCAACGACACUGACUUACUUAGAUUUAUCGAGUUACAAAAAGAAAUUAAUGAAGCAUUUGGAAAUGGUACCCUUGAAGAUUUCAUUCCCAUGGCUCGGUUCUUACCAAGUCCGCAAGUCAAUACAAUUAAGAAAAGGGCUACAGAAUUUUUUGCGCUGAUUAUGAAAGAAGUUAGUCAACAUUUAAGGAGAUAUAGUCCAGAUGAACCCGCUAAUGAUCUAAUAGAGCUGUUGUUACAGGCGCAAAGAGAAGAAUCAGAAGAAAGUGAAGACAACGCAAGUAAAUUAACAGACGUACACAUCAAACAAAUUGUGUCUGAUCUUUUCAGUGCUGGUACAGACACAUCAUCAACUACCUUACUGUGGGCUAUCGGUUGUAUGGUCGACAACCCGAUUGCGCAAGAAAAAAUUAAGAAGGAAAUUGAGAACAUCAUAGGACUCGACAGACCUCCGAGAUUGAGUGACCGUGGAAAGUUACCGUACACAGAGGCUGCUAUCAUGGAAAUAAUGAGAUUUGGGACAGUGGCACCGCUUGGUGUGACUCAUCGAGCACUAAAAGACUCUUCUAUUGGCUCAUACAUGAUACCUGAAAACACAUGGGUGCUCAUAAACCAGUGGGCUCUUCACGUGGACCCGAAAUAUUGGGAUGCACCAGAGCUUUUUCAGCCAGAGCGAUUUUUGGAUGCUUCCAACUCUGUUAAGCAACGUUUACCGAGCUUCUUGCCGUUUUCCACUGGUCGUCGAGUGUGUGUUGGAGAAUCGUUAGCUAAAGCUGAAAUAUUUCUUCUUUUUACUUGGUUAAUUCAGAAUUACAAAUUCUCUAAGCCACCAGGCGUGGAAGGUCCAGCAGCGGUCGGUGGUUUCCCACAAGGGAUAAAUCUUCCAAAGCCUUACAAAGUUAUUGCUACUCCCCGGAAUGAUAUCAAAUAAUAAUAAAUUAUAACGAUGAUAUUGAUAUAUAUUAAGAGACAGGUUCCACGUAUGUCAUAAUAGUAUAAAAUGAGUACGAAUGUAAAAAGUAGAGUCGUAUACGUUGACAUAAUAGACACAAGGCAAUAUCUUAUUUCUAAUAUUUCGAGCAAGCCUGUGCUCUUCCUCAGCGAUAACAUGUAUAGCAUCAGUGAACAUUUCAAUACUAGUACGUCAUUGUCUAGGCCUACCAUUCGCUGUUCUGAUCGUGGGUAUUGUUUUACUUGCGGACACUAAGCAAGCUUAAACCUAAUGCUUAGGCUGUUUGCAAGAAGGAACAACACCAUAGAGAAAAUAGAGGUAAUUGUAUGCAUUAUGCGUUAUAUCUGCUACUAAAUCGUUUAACAUCUUUGGAGCUUAUUCCUGAUGAAUGAAAUAAAGGUAUAGUGGUUCUAUAUUUAAGAAGGGUAGCAAAUCAGAUCUAAAUAACUAUAGGGCAAUAAUGUUAAGCUCAUGUGUUGGUAAAGUUUUUAAUAAGUUGCUUUCAAAUUGUAUUUUUGAGUAUAUUGAAGAAAGUGAUUUGCUUACGGAAGUCCUGGGAGGUUUUCGAAAAACGAGGCGUUGUGAAAAUCAUGCGUUUACUUUAAAAAGCAUUGCAUCUAUUAGACAAGGUGAAGGUAAAGAUACUUAUAUGGCAUUUUUAGAUUUUCGAAAAAUGUUGAUACCGUGUGGCGUGAUAAGUUUUUAAUCAUAGCAUGGAAUGUUGGCAUAAGAGGAAAGGUAUGGUCAAUGUUAAAUAAUUUAUACGAAAAGAUUAAAAGUAAAUUUAAAUUUGGGUCAAUUGAAACUGACUAUUUCGAAGUUACAGAAGGUAAGGAUGUGUUUUGUCAACAAUACUAUUUUUAAUAUACAUUAAUGAGUUAGCAAAAUGACUUCGGUCUUCCAAAUGUGGAGUCUGCAUUAAUGAAGCGCAAAUGGGCUCUUUAUUUUUAGCUGAUGAUGUUGUACAAUUAGCAAACAAUGCCAAGGAGUUGCAGAGCAUGUUAGUCAUUGCAAAUGAUUUUAAUAAUAAAUAUAGAUUAAGGUUUAAUCAUAAAAAUCACAUGUAUUAAUUGUGGUGAAGAGGGUGAAUGAUAAAAAAUAACUCAAUUGGGUGAAGAGUAUAUUAUUGAAGUUGAUACAUACAAAUGUUUAGGCUGCACAAUAUCAAAAAAUUUGUCAGAUCACAAGCACAUAAAUGAAGUAAUGAAUCGAGGUAAUUAAAUAACAGGGUAUAUUUAAUUUAUCCUAAACGAUCAAGAUGAUUUUAACCGCGUUUACUACGGGGACAUUCUAUGGAAGGCUAUUGGUAUUUUCACAGUUAAUUAUGCUUGUUGAACGUGGUCUGGAGGUAAAAAUGAUAUUGAACUUUUAGAACAUUUACAACUAAAUAUGGCCAGAUUUACACUUAAAGCGACAAGAUACACAAGCAAAAGGGGUGGAAUUACGAUAGCAAAUUCUUGUGACAAUGCAAGCGUAUAACGUUUGUAAAAAGACCUGUAAACGUUGAAACCGAUCAGCGGUCACUUAAAGCACUAGAAGCAAUGUUAAAUGCUGGGUUAAAAAUAUUAAAUGGAGUUGGUUAAAACAAA
Messenger RNA from Anneissia japonica, 3562 nucleotides. RefSeq names its product steroid 17-alpha-hydroxylase/17,20 lyase-like. Gene Ontology annotation, molecular function: steroid 17-alpha-monooxygenase activity; iron ion binding; heme binding. Bases 441 to 1952 code for a protein of 503 amino acids. The transcript has 10 exons. Lineage: Eukaryota; Metazoa; Echinodermata; Crinoidea; Comatulida; Comatulidae. Gene Ontology annotation, biological process: progesterone metabolic process; hormone biosynthetic process. The record is from RefSeq and is a predicted model, not a curated record.